AUGUCACCUCCUCCUACCACUACUACUGCAAGGAGCACUGGUUUACCGCCUGCUCAAGCGAUUCAUAUUACAGUCGGUAAUCCAACAAAAGCUGAAGCAAUUAUGUUUUCAUAUAUGGUCUAUCCUAUUACAACAAAAACCAAUAUGUCAAUAUUUGAAAAUUCUGAAUUUACCGUUAAACGUCGUUUCAGUGAUUUUCUUGGCUUACACAGUAAAUUAGUCUUAAAAUAUUUACAGACUGGUAUCAUUCUACCGUCACCUCCAGAAAAGACACCACUGAUAGUGUCAAUAGAACACGCUAUACCCGUUGAUUUUAUUGAACGUCGUCGUACACUCGAAAGGUAUUUGAAUCGAUUAGCCAGACACAAGAUUUUGAUAAAGGAUGUAAAUUUUCGUGAAUUUCUAGAACUACCGAGUAGUCUUCCGAAAUCAACGGAGACACAGACAGUAUCGGGUGCCAGUGUGCACCGUAUACUAUCAAAUCUAUCAGACUCAGCUCAUAAAUUGGGAUUUAAAAUCAACGAAGACGAUAGUUGGUUCACUGAAAAACAAACAUUUCUGUCAAAACUACAUAUGAAUUUAAAACGUUUAUAUGGGAAUUUUAAUUUAUUAUUUAUGCAACGAAAAGAAGCUGGAGAAGCAGGAGAAGGAUUAGUAAAACAAUUGAAUCAACUGUCAACAGCCGAAGAUGAUCCAUCGUUAGCCAUUGCGCUAGCAGAAUUAGCUAAAGUUGAAGAAUUAUUAAAAGAUUAUAUUUCAUUAAUUGAUGUGGUCAGUUCUACAUUUCAUGAACGUGUAAAAGUCUUUCUUGAUUGGCAGUCAGCUGAAGUAACACUAAAGAAGAAACGUGAUACAGAAGGCAAAUUACGGGAACAAUCAACCAUCAAUCAUGAAAAAAUAACGGUAGUUGAAAUGGAAAUAUGUGAAUGGGAAAGAAAUGUGGAUCGUGCAAGAGUUAAAUUUGAAAAUAUAUCAAAAACAAUUAAAGAUGAAAUAAAAGUAUUUGACCAGACACGUACGGACGAUUUUAAAAAGGCACUUACUGAUUUGUAUUUAAAAAAAAUAUUAGAACAACAAGAAAAAUUAUUAGAAGUAUGGCAAAAUUAUUUAUCAAAGGUCAAAAAAAUUGAUGUGCGCAGAAAAAAAUGA
Molecule: messenger RNA, 1149 nt
Organism: Didymodactylos carnosus
Lineage: Eukaryota; Metazoa; Rotifera; Eurotatoria; Philodinida; Philodinidae
Source: the annotation of a GenBank genome assembly